Molecule: messenger RNA, 1243 nt
Organism: Nasonia vitripennis (jewel wasp)
Lineage: Eukaryota; Metazoa; Arthropoda; Insecta; Hymenoptera; Pteromalidae
Product: coiled-coil domain-containing protein 43
Exons: 3
Coding region: 194-829 (211 amino acids)
Source: RefSeq, a predicted model, not a curated record
AUAAAGUCGUCGGCUCUCACACGAGCAGUCACUGCCGUCAGCUGCAGCUGGCAGCGGUGGCAGCAUACAGUAAGUACUUAGAACUUAGUAUAGAGCGUGCGGGCCGUGGACACGGACACCGGUCACCGACGUCACUGUCCACAGGCAGCGCAGCACAGCAGCAGCAAAUCCAUCGCGGUGCGUGCGGGCGACAAUGGCGGUCGCCACGGCGAACUUCGAUUCCUGGCUGAGCAGCAAGCUCCAGGAAUUAAAGACCGACGAGAGCGUCUUCGGCAGCUACAUCAAGGGCAUCCUCGAGGGCGAUGAGACCGAGGCCGAGAAGACCGAGGCGCUCGAGGGCAUUCUCGCCGGCAUAACGGAAGAUAACAUUGAAAAGCAUGUAACAGAGAUUCUCGAGGCCUGGGUCAAGUGGGGCCAGGUCGACGAGGCACCGGUUGACAAUACACCAAAAGAGGAUGUCGACGUGCGGUUGGUCCGCAUGCUGGAAUCACAGAGCCUCCCAACUACUUCGCACAAAAGUAAUCACACCGAGGAGGAGAAGAGAAUCAAAGAAGCCAUAUUAGCACAGUACAGUCAGAUGUCCGACAACGAAGAGAGUAAGGAUGAGGAGGACGAGGAAGGUGGCGACGGAGGUGGCUGUGACUCUGGUUUGGAGAAGAAUACCAAUGUGGCUACUAUCAUUCACGCUGAAAGGGAGCGACGAGAGAGGGCAAAGCAGGAGAGCGCAAAGAAAAAGGAAAAAGACAAAGAGGAUCGGGAAAAGCAGAAACUACUGAAGGAAGAGAAGAAGGAGAAGCGCAAAACUCAAAAAGGAGAAAGACGAAGGUAGCAUCGAAUACAGCACAAAAGAAACAUUUACCUCAGAAACCCUCUUCAAGAAGUGUCACUGCAUUUCUCUUCACAAACUGAUUCAAACCACUUUGCAUAGUAAAGUCAUGCAUUUCUGUCUAAUCUAAUCUCGUCAGCAGUAUAUAAGUGGAACCUGAUCUCCGUGAUGAAAUAUCAUGUCUCGAUGCCAAUGCAAUUUACAACUUUACUUCUGUUCAUUAAAAUUGGGAUUUCACGAUGGAGUUAUAUACUCCGUUGUAGCUUGAAUUCUGUAUUCAUCCCAAUUUUAUUUGGCUACCUGUUCUUGUCAUAUUUUGACUUGUGCUUCGCACAAGUAAGUUUUUUCUUUUUAUCAAUGCGUAGGCCAUGUAUUUAAUGCGAAAUCGUCAAAUAAAUUAUUUAAAAGAUGAUUGUA